AUGUCAAGUAGUCAACGAGCAGAAAGUGGACAUGCAUUCUUCAAGAAAUUUGUUUCGAAGAAUAAUUCAUUGGUUGAUUUUAUGAUACAGUUUGGCAGGGGAUUAGUGCGCCAACGACAUGAGGAGUUGAUGGCCGAUCACAAAGAUGUAAUUGAGAAACCUAAACUUAGAAUAAAUCAUGAUUUUUUGGAGCAAAUGGUUGAUAUUUACACGAAUGAGAUCUAUUACAAGUUUGAGGCUGAAGUGUGUGACAGCUUUAACUAUAAGUUACAGUUUGUUAGGGAAACCGACAAUCAGAGUGUGUAUCAAAUUCAAAGAAAGAAGCUUGCAAAAAGUAAAGUCCGCGAAAUUGUUUACGACAAGGACUUGGAUUUGGUUUCUUGUAGUUGUAAAAAGUCCGAAAGCGCUGGAAUUCCAUGUACGCACAUUAUAUCAUAUUUGAUGAAAAUUGAUGCUGAAAUAUUGCCCGAUAAAUACAUCUUAAAGAGGUGGACUAGAGCAAAAAAUAAAAAAGAUAGACGUUGCCACGGAUGUGGUAAAGUAGGCCAAUCACAUGAUAAGCGAAAUUGUCCGGCACUCACAAAUCUGUUUUCUACAAGCGGUGAUACAAAUUUGCAAGAGGGUAAUGAGUCAUCAAGUGAAGAUGUGGAUCUUUUUGAAGAUUAA
Molecule: messenger RNA, 666 nt
Organism: Asparagus officinalis (garden asparagus)
Lineage: Eukaryota; Viridiplantae; Streptophyta; Magnoliopsida; Asparagales; Asparagaceae
Product: protein FAR-RED IMPAIRED RESPONSE 1-like
Exons: 2
Coding region: 1-666 (221 amino acids)
Biological process (GO): regulation of DNA-templated transcription
Molecular function (GO): zinc ion binding
Source: RefSeq, a predicted model, not a curated record